UUUAGGGGUUGUAGAUAUUGACCCUGCAGAGAUUUCCCUGUGCAUGUUUAGAGCCAUCAGUAAAUAUCAUCCGCUGAACCUACAAACAGUGAGGGUUAUUGUUUUCCAGAGCCAAAUACUUCCAGUAUUUGAAUUUACACUACAGAGCUUUUCUUAUGUACCUUUACAACAAACCAAGGAUGAUUUUACAGGAAAAACGAGAGGUUUUCAUGUUGGGCUACCAACUUCAUGGACAACUAUGAAAAAUAAUCAGACUCUGGUUGAGAUCACCUUGAACCAUUGGGACAAUGAAUACCAAGAGGUCAUGUCAAAGUUCAAGGCCACCAGUAUGAGAGAAGUGUCAAUUUCAGAGAUACGCAGGGUGCAAAACCCAUAUCUGUAUCAGCAAUAUGCUGCAAAACGGAAAGAAAUCGAAGUAAAAAAUGGAAAAAAUCCUCAGAAAUGGUUAUGGCAUGGAACCUACCCAGAAACUGUAGAUAAAAUCAUCAACAAUGGAUUUAAUAGGGGAUAUUGUGGCAGGAAUGGCACGAUAUAUGGUGCUGGGGUUUACUUUGCUGUGAGAGCUUCUUACUCUUCUGGAUAUUGCAGACUCGACUCAAAUGGACUCAAGCACAUGUUCUGUGUCCAAGUUGCGACUGGUAAUUAUUGUAUGGGUAAUAGUAGCAUGAAUGUACUUCCACAUAAACCAGGCACAGGAAGUCAUGUGACUUAUGAUUCUGCCUGCGAUAAUCUCAGUAAUCCUGAAAUGUAUGUAAUAUUUCAUGACACCCAAGCCUACCCGGCAUAUCAUAUAAUAUUCAGAUAAUCCAUCUAAUAUAUCAAGCAGGGAAUAUUGUUAUUGCGAUGCAAUUUGUAUUGUAAAUGUAACUUUGAAAACGUUUUCAAGUACUACUAAUAACGU
Molecule: messenger RNA, 901 nt
Organism: Saccostrea cuccullata (small rock oyster)
Lineage: Eukaryota; Metazoa; Mollusca; Bivalvia; Ostreida; Ostreidae
Product: protein mono-ADP-ribosyltransferase PARP15-like
Exons: 4
Coding region: 44-805 (253 amino acids)
Biological process (GO): negative regulation of gene expression; protein poly-ADP-ribosylation
Cellular component (GO): nucleus; cytoplasm
Molecular function (GO): NAD+-protein mono-ADP-ribosyltransferase activity; transcription corepressor activity; NAD+ poly-ADP-ribosyltransferase activity
Source: RefSeq, a predicted model, not a curated record